UUUCUCGUACAGUCUAUGAGGUCUUUCCGGGGAUUUUUCAUUGUCAUACAACGAUUUCUCUUCCUUUAUAGUUAUUCAAUAUGCUGUCGCAUAGUAAUUCCUUUUCUCAUGUGGCGCUUUCUAUUCACUUUUCAUGUGGUAACUUGAAACUUCGUCCUAAACAUGCAACAAAUCAAGCCAAGUAUAUUCCCCAGUAUUCAGAUUUCAGGUCUCCCAAUAAUGAUUAAAUAUUUAUAGCUUACUUGACAUACGUCAUAUACUUUUAUUGAAAAGUAUUUAUUUCAUAAAGAGUUGCUUUAUUUGUUAAUCGCAAACCCUGCAGAGAAAUCCUUAAGUCACGAAUACGAAUCAAGAAUACACAGUUAAGUUGACUGAGUUUAUACUUCCUCUGAAGUACUAUCCUCUCGAGUUGAAUUUGGUCGUAUUUUAUUUCGAUAGAACUAGUUCACUAAUGGAAAACUUUACGAGUUCAAGUGUUAAAGAAGACAAGAAAGAUGAAAUAGUCUGUUAUGGAGUGGCUUGGUCGAAAGGUGAAAGUUUGAAUAUAAAAGAAAGACUUGAAGGUAAAAAGUUUCAAAACACGGAUCAAGAAGACAAGUUGGGAAGUACUUCCCUUCCAAAGAUAAGUUCAUUUGACGCUAAGGAAUUGAAAAUAGAGAUAGUUUCAAAUUCACAAAGCAUGGCUACCGAAAAAGACGAAUUUGAAUCAAAAAGAUCGCCAGGAAAACUUCGACCAAUUAUAAAAGAAGUCGAAAGAUUGGAGAUGCUGAAAGAAGCACUUGAAGACAAGGUUCAAGAACUAAAAGAAAAACUUGCUGAAGGUAGACACGCCAAGAAGAAAAGGGAGUCUUACUCAAUGCAGAUUAAAAACACGGAAAAGAAGAUUGAAAUGUUAGGAAAAAGAAUUGCAUACGAAAAGGAAACUUCAAGCCUCCCGUUAAACCGUUGGAAGAGCGUGAAAACACUCACUAAGGCUUCAAAAAGUUUAUAUAUGAAUUGCAUGGGAAGUGAAGAAGUACUAGCACGAAAAAUGAGAGCCAAAAUGGUUUUGAGAGAAGGGAAAGAAGUCGAAGAUUUAAGUCAAAAAACUUUGGAGAAGAAGGAAAAGAUUUCAAAUAAAUGGGAAAGCCGCUGGAAGGAGCUCGUACUCGAGCAAGAAUCAGAUGAAGAAAUGGAGAUCUCUGGAUUUGUUUUUAAAAAGCCUAAGCGAACAACUGGUUUUUACCCGCCAAUUCCAGACCCAAUGGCGAAAAAAAGGCCGAAAGAUUUAAUGCGAAUGAAAGAGUCUGGCGACUAUAAAAACAGUUCUGGGAGAAUACGACUCGUGCCAAACAGAAAACGAGUGUUGAUGAAGCGAGCCAAGAUGUAUGAAAAACAGCUCGAGUUCGCGAAAAAAUAUGACCUCGAGACAGAGGAUAUUAUUGCUAAUCUAAAUAGUCAUAAGCAAGAACUUUCUGAUGGGGAACUAGCUCCAUCUGUUACCAAGCAACAGUUGCAUCUUAUUGGAGCUUUAUCUGAGGAUCACGUAUCUCCAUGACAACGGGGUACUACCACGAUAUCAAGAACUUCUCGAAGUCAGAGCCGUAACUAGGGGGGAGCACA
Molecule: messenger RNA, 1602 nt
Organism: Actinia tenebrosa (Australian red waratah sea anemone)
Lineage: Eukaryota; Metazoa; Cnidaria; Anthozoa; Actiniaria; Actiniidae
Source: RefSeq, a predicted model, not a curated record